AUGCACUUUGUUUAGGACAAAUAAUUCUGCGGAGAAAGUGGAGGUGCGGAGACCAUUUCGGGGGUCUGGAUUUCCAACUAAGUUAGUCUUUGUUUGUUUGUUUGUUUGUGUAUUCAUGUUUGUGUUGUUGGAUUGGUUAGGUUGUGUAUUUUGUUUUCUGUUAUUUUCUUGUAGUUUUUGCCACCUCGGAAGUGACCACGAUCAUGAGCUUGCCUAACCCUAGCAGGGGAAGAUCUGUUAUCAGAUCCCCAAUCCUAGCAUAGCUUGCUUUGAAUGCCGUUUUUCUCUGGCCUGAUAUGAGGCAAGAAGAUGAUGAUGAUGAUGGUGACGAUGCCCUGUGGCUUCUGAACUGGGUUUGAUCUACCGCCAUGGCUGAGCUACGAAGGCUUGCCUUCGAGGGUUCCUGAUGGUGAGGUGUUCUCGAAACAAGCUGGGAUUUUAUUGUUUUAUUAUUUUAAAAAAAUCCUUUUCUUUUUCCAGUUUUCGAGAUUAGGGUCAGUGUAGCAGUGUUGUGAUUGUGUCAGGAUGGAUUAAGGGUAAUGGCGAUUGUUAAAAACAAUGUUUAUCAGGUGUGGUCACGAUGAAGGGUGUUGGAGAGGAGGGUGGAUUGUUGUGAAAUUAUCUGAAAGUGAAGAUGAGAUGUGGGGUGAGUGAGGAUUGUGGAGAUAGGCGGUUGAGGAGGAGGAGGGGGAGAGGUGAUCGGAGGAAUUGUCCGGCAUUACAAUGGGUUUGUUGCUACAUGAUGACAUAAUGCGGUGUUAGAGGAGGAGGAGGGAGGAGGAAGCUGGCUAUAGGUUUGUCACCGAGGCUGGGGGGCCAGGAGGUGAAGUCAUCGCGAAAAGAGCAGCAUGAGUAGUGGAAGAGCCUUUUGGAGUUGUUUUUCUGUGACGUGGAAGGUGGGGAUCUCACCCUUACGUCAUGUCGAUUGUCUUCUUUUGUGGGGGAGAGCUGUUUUGAUCGCGUACAUAAGGUUGCGGUGCUGAAAACAUUGUUCCUUCUUCUAGCACCAGGACGUUCGUGCCGUCUACGUGAGCAAGUGUCAGUCCUUAAGGAAACUUCGUGUGAAGCUUGGGAAGAGACAAAGAAAGUCAUUUGCAUCUCAAUUAAAGUGCUACACGUUCGAGCUUUUCUAAGCUGCUCCUAUUGCUCAUCGUUUAGUGUUUCCUUUAAGAAACCCAAGAGUAGGUUCGGUUUUUGGUGCUCAAGUCCACUGCUUAGAUGCAGGUGAGUUGGAAUUCAAUUAGUGGAAAAUGGAAGGGUCUAAACUUUCAAAAAUUGCUGAAGCUUUACCCAAUUAUCCCGCUGAGACUAUUCCAAAGUUCGAAGAGGGCUCGCAAGUGGGCUCCUUCAGAGUGGGCAUUGGGAAGAAAACAGACCAUCGUAGAAACAGCAAGGUGCACAAAUUAUCUCAUUCUGGAGGGAGCAAUGGUCGUACCUUUGAUCUAGAGGACAUUGCUUCAGGAUCCAACGGUUCUCAUGUUACGAGCACAGACAGGGCAUGCCGAGUGACGGUGACUAUAGUUGCUGCAAAAGACUUGAAGAGAUCUGGAACUGCUCCUGAUGCAAGAGACCCUGUUUUCAAAGUGCGAGUGGAACAAACUAUGAGAAAAUCAAAAGAUGUUAAGACUGGCGUCGACCAGGAUGGAAUUCUUAACGUGAACCAGAGUUUCACUUUUGACGUUAGGGAGUUGAAGACUGCUCAGAUAACACUUCAAGUUGUGGCAAGAGGAGUGCUUGGUAUUGAAGAAGCCCUUGGACAUAUCAAUCCUCUGUGUGUUCUCAACUUGCUUGAGGAGCAAAAUGACCGAAAGGAUGUUGAAACCAAGUGGUACGAUCUGUACUCCAAAGGUGGCAAUAGGCUUAUGCCUGGAAAACUGCAGAUGCAGAUUGUCGUCGGGAUGGCAGAACCUGAACAGACUAUUUCAGCGUUUGUGGGCACCUGGAAUGUCGGAAACGCUCGCCCUCCAGCAGAUCUGUCUCCCUGGCUACCUACCGAUGCCUUCUUUGAGAUCAUCGCCAUAGGAGCUCAGGAAUGUGAUUAUCCACCGCGUGCUCCCUUCACAGAGUGCAGUAAGGAUUGGACUCAUACAUUGAAGUCGCACUUUGGUGAUCGUUAUAAGCUUGUUCAUGCGACCUCACGAGGGCAGAUGCGGCUUGUUGUGUUUGUUCGAGAUGAUGCAGAGAAGGCGAUUUCUGAAGUCGAUAGUGACAGUGAGGCGACAGGAGUGGGCAAUGUCAUAGCAAACAAAGGAGCUGUGUGCAUAGCGUUUAAAUUCUGGGACACAGGUUUAUGUUUCGUGAACUGCCACUUAGCUGCCCACGUUGGGCAGUGCGAGACGCGGAACAGCAAUUUUAAACAGAUUGCAAUGUCAAUGAAGGUAGGACUAGAUAGUAUGGAUUUACUCAGCCAGUUUCACCACAUAUUCUGGCUUGGAGAUCUGAAUUACAGGCUGGACUUCGGAAAACUGGAUCCCCAAGGGCUGACUCCCGAUCGGAGUUUCUGGGCCACAAUUGUGAAACAAAUUCAUCAGAACAGGUGGAAGGAGCUCCUCAAGUAUGACGAGCUACGGAAGGAGAAAGGGGCCUCACGUGUACUUGCUGGUUUCAAAGAAGGGGAGAUCACGUUCCCCCCAACUUUCAAGAUGCAGAGGGAUUAUUCAGAUCAUUACGAUCAAAAACGAAUGCCUGCAUGGUGCGAUCGUGUGUUGUGGAAGACCUUACAAGGGUGCCAUUCAUAUCUCAUUUCGUACUUUUCUGCCCCCAGCAUUCUCACCAGUGAUCACAAGCCCGUCGGAGCAACAUACAAAUUGACGUCAUAUGCAUUACCUUCAUCGACGUUAAUACCGGAUGGUAGCGACGAGGAUGACAAGAGGUGGCACAUCCGGUUUACUUCAUUGCGGGCUAAGAAGCUUCGGGCAUCGGACAUCAAUGGUUUCUCGGAUCCAUUUGUCUCGUUCGUUGGCCCCAAUUUGUUACAAGAAUUUUGUUCGAAAGUGAAACACCAGACUCUAAAUCCUGUGUGGAAUCCUUUACAAGAACUUCCGACGUUGGUUUUGAGUACGUUUCCCUUGCAACGAGUGGACAAAGAAUACUUAUUAGUCCGAGUUCUUGAUCAUGAUUCAGACGAAGAUGCACUGGGCUAUGGAGUCAUCCCCUUGGGUCAGGCUGUGGCCUGCUUCAAGAAAGGCGUCACGGAAGUGGCGCAUUUCAAGGUCAACCUUUCGCAUCAUGGUUUACCAGCUGGUACGUUAGAAGGGGGUAUGAAACUUACCUGGGAGAAGAACGUGAUAAAAAGUAAAGGGUUUGCAGGCGAAUUUGUUAGUCGAGGAACUAGUAUCAAAGAUUCUUUGAAAAAGAAAAUAUUUGUUCGUCGACACAGCCCCAGAUAACAAGAUGAAGAACGCAUAGCGGCAACUCUCCUCUCCAACUGCAUCUCCCUGACGUAUCUUUCUAGCGGACUAAAGAUUUGGAUGCUUUCUGUCUAGCUCACGAUGGCAGUCGGAUAUCACCUAUCAUGAAUCUCACGUAAGAGCUAUCUCAUAUUUUCAGAGUGAAUUCAUCCAAGCAGUGAUUUUGGGGUUUUAAAUGCAUUAUUUGGCAGAGUUGUGUCAUAGUUAAAGAUGUCAGUUGGUCAGUGUCCCAACAGGUCCCGAUAGGUCUCUAUAGAUCAAAAUCUCGAAAGGUCUCCGUAGGUGAAUUUCCGCACAUUUCUUUAGGUGGACUCUCGUGAAGAGUGCGAAGAUGAGUGGGGCCAUCUCCUCUAAUUGGAAACUCUACUUAAGUACCGGAAGCCGACAGCUGGAGCUGCACACAUUUCAUAUGAAAAGCAGAAUCCUGGAAUUUGUCUGCUGUUCAUGGUGUGGUCUAUGUGUGUAGCUUGAUACGUGAAGUAUCAAGCUUAACGUAAAGAUCAUAUUCUUAUGUUGGUGUAGAUAUUGGUUAGAUUUGUGCGCACAUUUUUGUGGUGUGUCGUAGUGUUCAUAUGGAUGGUCUACAGUUUACAAAUCUCAACUGCUGCUAGAAUGUGCAAGAAAAUCUAAGAAAGCUGUGUGAGUGGAGCCGUUAGCUAAAGCAGUUGAUAAGUGGAUGGACUACUGCGGCUGGUGUAUCAUAGAAUGGGAUCCUGAAACUUCUAACUUCAUCCAUGUCUGGGUAUGGUGGCGUGAAUACUAGAGUUUCUUGAAUUUUUGUUUCCAUCCUCCAAAGUUUCUUUCAUAGUUGUUAUUUAAAAGCUAGUUCGUAGUCCAUUUCCAGGAGUAUGCAGAGGUCAUUCUCAGAAUACAGUUGUGAGGUUAGUGGUUCGAGAUUAUGUGCAAAUACACAAUGUUAUGUUCAAUUAUACUUAGAUGAUACCCAAUUCUAUUGGAAUCAGAGUGUUAACAUUCCAUUUAUGGGUUUGGUUUUAGGCUAGUCAUGUUAGACAAGAUGGUUAAGAAACUUUUGUGGGACCUCAUUUUUUGGAGUUUCCACAUGAGGACUUUGCAGCUCUUUGAAUUGAAAGUUUUGCAGGUUUGGAACA
Physcomitrium patens is the source of this 4519-nucleotide messenger RNA. Lineage: Eukaryota; Viridiplantae; Streptophyta; Bryopsida; Funariales; Funariaceae. The record is from RefSeq and is a predicted model, not a curated record.